This is a messenger RNA of Durio zibethinus, 2148 nucleotides long. Its product is annotated as protein SAWADEE HOMEODOMAIN HOMOLOG 2-like. The record is from RefSeq and is a predicted model, not a curated record. NCBI's taxonomy places the organism in Eukaryota, Viridiplantae, Streptophyta, Magnoliopsida, Malvales, Malvaceae. Gene Ontology annotation, molecular function: chromatin binding.
UCCUCGUACACUAAUAAAAAAACACAUGAUUGGAUUGGACAACAAUACAAUAAUAAAAAUACUCAUGAAAAGGCCCGUAUUAAAGGCAGAAGCACUAUCCUUACUUUUCACAUGGACUGUGCCCAAUGGCCAGUGCCCAUGUCAAUGUCACAGACAUGAACCCACUUCUAGUUUUUCCUAGAACUGUCCAAUAAAGGUUAAUAGCGGCCCAAGACUCAAACACAUUGAACUCAACUGACGGAUAUAUUCACAAAAAUUGUUGUGACAGACGAGAAUUUUCGGAAUUCUAUAUUUGAUUCGAUUUAACGCUGCAAACCAAUGCUCCUCUUCCUGUUCUAGUGUUUAAUUUUGUCUGUUACGCUCCAAAGUCUUGAGCCUUUCUAAAGCCAAAAGGAGAAGAAAAUAAAGAAAAAAGAAACGGGAUUAAUAAAAAAAUUGAAUCCAAAACUUCAAAAGGCGCUAAAACUGGCAUUCUCUUUCUGUACAACACACAGCCUCUGAAAAGUGAAACUUCAAGACUUUAGGGUUUUCCGAAUUAUAUAAAUUUAGAGCUUCCUUAAUCCCCAUUCCCAAAUCGUUUCCCAGUAGCCCCAACGCUUUUAUAGAGGGAAAAGUUUAAAGAUUCUAUCUUUUUUUUUUUAAAUAUAUAUGUAUUUUUGGAGUGUUUGAUGGAUCGUCUGCGCCCAAGACAGAGACAGAGACCGGUCUUCUCUGGAUUUACAAAAGCUGAGAUUGAUAAGAUGGAGAAAUUGUUAAUUGAAUCAAGAGAGCAGCUGCAGAGCAAGGAGUUCUGUAAAAAAAUUGCAAGAAGUUUUAGCUUGGAAGACGCAUGUUGUCUUUGCAGUUCAUCCUCAGGUCGUGCUGGCAAACCUAUUGUUAAAUGGACUGAGGUACAAAGCUGGUUUGUAGCUAGGCAGCAAGAAAGCACAUUCAAAGUUCCUUCCUUGACUGCUACAUCCAAAAAUGAGUCCAGAAUCCCUGAAACUUGCCCUCUAAACAAUGGACAUCAAAGUUCUGAGAUUCUUAAAGGAGUGGUUUCACAAGUGGGAGAAAAGGUCCCUAAUCUAUCAGAACUAGAGUUCGAGGCAAAAUCAUCUAAAGAUGGAGCAUGGUAUGAUGUUGAUAUGUUUCUCACUCACCGAUUUCUCAGUUCGGGUGAAGCUGAAGUUCGUGUUAGAUUUGUUGGAUUUGGAGCUGAGGAGGAUGAAUGGGUUAAUGUAAAAAAGGCAGUACGAGAGCGAUCCAUCCCAUUUGAACAUUCCGAAUGUAAUAAGUUGGCCAUUGGAGAUCUUGUAUUAUGCUUGCAGGAAAGAAGAGACCAAUCAAUCUACUAUGAUGCUCAUGUCAUAGAGAUUGAAAGGAAAACACAUGACAUAAGAGGUUGCAGGUGUCUGUUUUUGAUCCGAUAUGAUCAUGACAACUCUGAGGAGAGUGUUCGCUUGAGGAGACUAUGUUAUAUUCCAGGCCAAAAAAUCAGAUAGUUUGCACAAUGCUUCUGAGCAUAUCUUCCAAUCACAAAUUUGCAUUUUUCUCUGGAUGGGUUGGUUUAUUGUGAUUUUCUGAACGAGAAGAGAAUUACAAAUAUGUAAAUCUGUAAUCGUCUCUGAAGUCAUUAUUGAACCAUCUGGGAAAAUAUGACCAAGAAGCAUUGUUUGUACAUUUGGUACAACUUAAGUAGUUUUUAUUUUUUUGGAAUUAUAACAUGGAUAAUAACUCCAACCACAAAUUUCUUCAUAAAAUUCCUUCCUGUGUGAUAAUCGCAAAUACAAUAACCGAUUAGAUUCGAAAGGAUUCAGAUGCCACCCAGUUGCCUAACCUGCUCAUGCAAGAAUAUCUCAACCUUAAUGCCGGUUGCUGCAGCUUCGCUACUUAUAAUAUUCAAUUCAUAACAAGAUUUUCAUCGCAUUAAUGCUAUGAUCUAAUUUAGGGAGUCUGCAUGGGAUAUUUUUAGGAUGUGUUUGGAUGGAGCAUUUGGAAAAGUGAUUUCAUUUCGCUUACGGUUUUCGAAACCUUAAAAAUGAAUUUAUUUAUUUGGGUAAGAGUAAGAGAAAAGUUCAAAACCUAGUAGUUUUUCAAAAUUUCUUCAAAUCUUCCAUGCAUUUACUGCCCAUCAUUAAUUACAAAACUAAAAAUAAUAAAUAAAUAAAU